CUCGCCGGCUCGCUGCCUUCGCCGGUCGCCGGCCGGAGCCCAGACACGCAGGAGGACCCUUCCUCUCCUUCCUGCCCGCUAGGUCCUCGGCGGCAGCGGCGCCCCUCUGCGAGCUGCGACCCUGCCCUGCCACGGUCGUCUGGCUCCCCUGCAAGGCGGGCGGCAGCCGCCUGGUCACCAGGCCGGCACUCGACCAGCAGCAGGUCAGCAACCCUGCCCCAGUUAGCCUGAUUUAAGUUGCAUAAGUUCAUCACUUCGUAUUCCUGCGCUUCUUCUUCCAAGCUUGAUGGCUAUGCUUGAUUGAAGCAAUGAGGAUCUUGCUCCAGGCGUGCCGCCAUUGCUGCAGUCUGACAUCCUUUUCUUGUGCUGCCGGAGCUGCCUUCACUGCCAAUUGCGGCGGUGGCCCAUGGAGGAGGCUUCGCGUUCUAGCUGCACAGUAUCUUUCCACGAGCACAACUGCCAGCACGAUUCUGCCAUGGGAAGCGCCAUCCCGUGAAACUCUACUGAGGACAAUCGAUGUUGCUUUCAAAGAUGGCAAUGUUGACGAGGCGCUGCGAGCAUUUGGCAAUUAUAAAAGCCUGCACGGCCUUCCCGAGCCAAGGGUAUUGAAUGGUAUCAUUGUGUCGCUGUCCUACACAUCUAGUCGGAGGUGGCUUCAGAGAGCCUAUGACUUGGUUCUCUCAGUUUAUCAGUGUAACACCAAUCUUCUCAACUCUAGCUCGCUGAUGAGGCUAGCUUUGGCACUUGCAAGAGAUCAGAUGCCUGUCCCUGCCUCUGCGGUCCUGAGGAUCAUACUGGAGAGCGGCAAGCUUCCUGAUGCUGAUAUGUUGAACAUGGUGUUUUUGCACAUGUUGAAGUCACAAGUAGGAUCCUAUCUUGCGGCUGAUGUUCUGGCUCAGACCUGUGAGUGUUUCUUGGAUCAAAUUUCAGAUAGGCGACAGCUGAAAAAAUUGGACCCAAUCAAGAACAAUGUCACCUUGUUCAAUAUGAUUUUGGAGUCUUGUGUUAACUUCAAAUGCAUCAUCAGAGCCCAGAAAAUAAUGGAACUGAUGUCAUUGGUCGGGGUUGUGGCCGAUGUAAAUACAAUGGCGGUCGCUAGCCGUGUCUGUGAAAUGGUUGGGCAGCGAGAUGAGUUGAUGACCAUGAAAGGAAGCAUCGAUUCUUUCUCCUCUUUGCCACUCUUUCAGCAAUGUCAACAUUUUUACGACAGUUUAUUGAGCCUGCAAUUUAGUGGUAAUGACAUGGAUGCUGCUGCAGAUCUUGUAAUGAAUCUGCAUCGGCAACGGAACUCAUGCGGCAAUGAUGCGCAGAAACAAGGGAUGAUACAAAUUGGCUCUGGUAACCUAAAAAGUGGGUACAGAAUAAUGUUUGACCCAACAAAAUUGGACAAAGGUUUUGUUUUAGAUAUAAAAAACCAGUCUGGCCUUGUUGUUCCUAUCAGCGGAAAUCUUGUUCCUAGUGAGAAGGCUCUUGCUAAACUUAUUGUAGGCUGUGUGAAAGCAGAGAAACUGGGUGCACUCUCUAGCUUCUGUAUUGCAUUGCAUAAGGAAGAACUAAAGGGAAUUUCUGCUUCAGAUGUGAUCAAUGCAUGUAUUCAGAUGGGAUGGUUGCAUGCCGCUCAUGAUAUCCUGGAUGCUUUAGAGUUAGCUGAGACUCCUGUGGGGGUUGGUACUUACAUGUCUCUUCUCAGAGCAUAUGAGAAUGAGCAUAAACCCGAAGAAUUCAAUGGGCUUCUCCAACAGAUACAGAAAAUAGCAUCUACCAUGGAUGAAUUUCAUACUAGUCCAUCGUUUACAAUAAAGGACAUUGCCAAAAUUGUCAAGGAUGAGAUGCCCCAAACUAAAUCAUCUUUGCUUUCCAGUUUGGUUGAAGAAACAGAACACUAUAACCCUGGAGAUCACUUAACCUUUGAGUUCAAUAAUUCAAUUCUUUUCUUCUGCAAGGCAAAAAUGAUGGAAGAUGCUCUGGGCACAUAUAAAUGCAUGAGAGAGCAAAACAUUAGACCCAAUCUGCAUACCUUUUGCCACAUACUGUGUGGAUAUUCGUCAUUAAGCAUGUAUAGGGAGAUCACCAUACUGUGGGGAGAAAUAAAGCGCAGACUCGAAUACAGAGAAAUAUCUGUGGAUGGGGAUUUGCUUGACUGCUUGGUUUUGGAGUUCCUCAAAGGUGGCUAUUUUUCAAGGGUGAUGGAGGUUAUUAGUUACAUGACAACCCAUCAAAUUUACUGUGACAAGUGGAAAUAUAGGCAAGUCUUUCUUAAGCUGCACAAGAAUCUGUAUAGGAACUUGAACUCAUUGCAUGACAAAACAGAAGCUCAGAGCAAAAGGAUUGAUGAUGUCCGAGCUUUCAGGUCAUGGGCGGGCAUCGAAUAGAUAAAGCCGGAGUACAACGCUGUGAGGAUUAGAUUAGGACCAAUAUGGGAGCACAUCACUUGGGAGCCAUGGAAGGAAAGAUGCAGCUAGUGCUGGAGGCCCUAGGUGCAGAUGUUGUGCUUGAGGAGGUGAGGGGCAGAGAAAGAAGGGGUACUCUUCGGAAGGCGCCAAAUAAUUUAGUAAUUAAAAACAUGUACGUAUCUUUUCGGAAUCAAUCAAAUAUGAUCAAGUAUUUAAACCUGA
This is a messenger RNA of Hordeum vulgare subsp. vulgare (domesticated barley), 2615 nucleotides long. Its product is annotated as pentatricopeptide repeat-containing protein At4g17616. The transcript is spliced from 4 exons. Bases 309 to 2372 code for a protein of 687 amino acids. Lineage: Eukaryota; Viridiplantae; Streptophyta; Magnoliopsida; Poales; Poaceae. Gene Ontology annotation, molecular function: protein binding. The record is from RefSeq and is a predicted model, not a curated record.